UCUGUCGCCCGACCGACGUCCCGUCCCCGUGUGCCCGUCAGUCGGCCAUGGUUUCUUGACGUGCGAGCAGGCUGCCGCGCUACCACAGCCACAGCACACCACCGCAGCGCACCGCGCACACAAACACGCGCACCGCAAGGCUCCUCCGUUGUAUUGUAUAUGUACCACACCACCCGUACAGUGUACGAUCGACGACGCUGCCGCCAAUAAUAGUUUUUAUAUAUUUUCGUUUUUUCGAAAAAUAAUACAAAUCGUUUCCGUUUCGCGAACGCACGGGGAUUCGUUUCGUUCGUCACCGGGACGACCGGCGCGCCGACGACGACGGUUCGAAAACAACGCGGGCACAACACCGUCUGCGGUUUUUUGUACGGCGGCGAUCGUCGUAACACCGUAGGGGUGUACAACAACUGUUGUCGUACCCCCGAGAAGAACACGCGCCAUCAUCGUAUCCGUACCGACGCGCCGUUCAAAAUGUCUACGUGCCAGACGACGCCAUCUUACUGUCGCCAUUGAAACGCGUCGGUGUCUGGUUAGCACGUCUGUGUUUACUGUCUUCCGGACGCCACCGGUCACCGACGUUUCGGCCGGCCGGCUUUUGUUGCUGCACUGUGCCUGCACCUCCUUAACACUGCCGCCGCCGCGUCACAUCAAGAGCCGAUUUUCGUGGUCGCUUAACGUCUCCAAUCGCCGCCAUGUCUAAGACCGAAAGCGAAUGCUCAGCCGCCGACCGAGCCGACGAAACGGGUCGGCAAAAUGCCAGCUCUCCGCCUUUGGCCAUGGGGCCCGUCCAGAAUACCGAGGACGACGGCAUUUCGUUUUGCGAAUAUCACGACCUGCCGCCACCACCGGACGGUGGAUACGGUUGGGUCAUCGUGUUCGCCAGCUUCAUGUGCAACAUGGUUGUAGACGGGAUCGCCUAUACCUUUGGCGUGUUUCUUGGCGAAUUUGUUGAUUAUUUCGGUGAAGGCAAGGGAAAGACUGCUUGGGUUGGUAGUCUCCUAUCCGGAAUGUACCUCAGCGCAGGUCCUAUAGUCAGCGCUUUAACCAACAAAUACGGAUGUCGAGUGGUAUGCAUGGCGGGUAGUGUCAUCGCAUCUAUAGCAUUUGCGCUCAGCACACUAUCACCAAAUGUCAAUGUCUUAAUGCUCACUUAUGGUUUUAUGGGUGGUAUUGGAUUUGGACUUAUUUAUUUACCAGCUGUAGUAUGUGUUGGAUACUACUUUGAAACAAAAAGAUCAUUGGCCACGGGUAUUGCUGUGUGUGGUUCUGGCUUUGGUACAUUUGCUUUCGCACCCCUCGCCACUAUGCUUCUCCAAAACUUUGACUGGAAAGUUUCGAAUUUGAUACUCGCUGGAAUGAUUCUAUCAUGUACCUUAUUUGGUGCUUUAAUGAAGCCUCUUGAAUAUCCAAAUGAAGGCUGUAAACCAUUACUCCAAAGAAUGGCAGAUGAAAAGCGUAUGCAAAUGGAACGCGGAUCAAUAGGUGGAUCAUAUUUCAUUGUACAACUUAAAGAUGGGUCAUUAGAAAAAAGACAAAAGUUACCACUAAACAUUGAUCCUGGUGUUCAUUCAAGUUUUAACUUGGAUGAAUUGGUAGGUGGGACUGGAUCUCCCAUGACACCGAUACCCACCAUGGCGGUUUUACCUACCAUUAAAGAAGUGAAAGCUCCAGAACAGAGUGGAUCUAGCAAUAGUUCUAGCAAUGCUGGAAGUGGAGAUCUUAAAUCUGAUAAAAAAGACAAUAAAAUAGAAAAUUCAAAACCAGAAGUACCUGAACAAAAUGGUGAAAAACCAAGUGAAAUAAAUGGAAACGGAGAGUUGACUGAAGUGAAAGCUGCUAUUCCAAGAAAUGCUUCUCAACCUGCAUUUACAACUCAUGUUCAAGGUUUGCCAAAAAAUGGUUCAGUACCAUUUUUUGACCGCAUUCGUAAAACUAGUGCCAGUGAACGUUAUCGACCUACUUUGGGGCCAAUAAAAGUGUCUCGACCAAACCUCAGUUCUAAUGGAGAUAUUCGUAAAUCUAUACAUUUAAGAUUAUCAAAUGUAUCAAUACUUGGUAGUAAAAACAAUAACGCUGAAGAUAUGUGGUCAAAUGUAGAUACAGAUAGUAUUGGAUACACUUCAUCUAAAACAAGUAUAAGAGGAAAAGAAACUGUGCGUCCAAUGUCCAGAAAAGAUAUCUUUUAUUCGGGUAGUGUUUUGAAUUUGCCUGAAUACCGAUCACAAAAAUCACUUGCCAGCUAUCGCCAAAGUAUUUUGUCUUUACCAAAAUCCAUGAUGAAAGAUAACGAUAAAGAUGAUGAUGACGAAAUAGAUGAAGGUUGCUGUCCAUUUUUACCAGAAUCUAUUAACUCUGUAUUGUCUUCGAUGAUGGACACAAGUUUACUUAAAGAUCCUGUAUUUAUGAUAAUUGGCAUCAGCAAUGUAUUUGGUAUGGCUGGACUUUAUGUACCUUUUGUGUAUUUAGUAGAUGCUGCCAAAGAAUCUAGUUCAAACAUUGAUUCAAGUCAAGCUUCAUUCCUACUGUCCAUUAUUGGUAUAACCAAUACCAUUGGUCGUGUAGUCUGUGGUUUUGUUGCCGAUUUCCCUUGGGUUGAUUCGCUGUUCCUUAAUAAUGUAUGUUUAUUAAUUAGUACAGCUGCUGUUGCUGCAACGCCUUUCUGCGUCACCUAUACACAUUAUGUUAUAAUGGCAGUCUUCUUUGGAAUUGCAGUCUCUGGCUACAUAUCAUUAACAUCCAUUAUUCUUGUGGAUCUAUUGGGUCUGGACAAGCUUACAAAUGCUUUUGGUCUUUUGAUAUUGUUCCGUGGAGCUGCCGCUAUUAUUGGAUCACCAUUAGCUGGUGCAGUAUAUGAUUACACAAAAUCAUAUGACUGGCCAUUCUUUAUGGCUGCUGUGUUCUUCCUGUUGUCGGCAGUAACUAGUUUUAUGGCAGCUCCAUUAAAACAUUAUUUGGACCAGAGACAGAUGGCCCUGCCUCAAGACGAUGAUGAUGCGCUGACGCCAAUCGAUGAGGAUGAUGAAGAAGAUGAUGAGGAGGAAGACAAUACGCACCAUCAUCAUCAUCAAGUCCCAACUAUCAUUGAAACAGCUCCUACGCCAAAUAAACCACCAUUGCAAGAAAUAAAACAGAUAGAGUCUGUGGUUUAA
Molecule: messenger RNA, 3149 nt
Organism: Rhopalosiphum maidis (corn leaf aphid)
Lineage: Eukaryota; Metazoa; Arthropoda; Insecta; Hemiptera; Aphididae
Exons: 9
Coding region: 693-3149 (818 amino acids)
Biological process (GO): monocarboxylic acid transport; transmembrane transport
Molecular function (GO): monocarboxylic acid transmembrane transporter activity
Source: RefSeq, a predicted model, not a curated record